AUGGAGCUCUAUGAACACUUGGUGCCCCAGAAUUUGCUCAUGUCGGAUUCAGUGCCCUUUGGGAUUUUAGAGGAAGGGCAUAUGUGCAUGAACUCAGUAACCUUUGAGGAUGUGGCCAUGGACUUCACCCAGGAGGAGUGGGCAUUGCUGAAUUCAUCUCAGAGAAAACUGUACAGAGAUGUGAUGCUAGAGAACUAUAGAAACUUGGUUUCACUGGGACAUCAACUCAGCAAGCCUCCUCUCAUCACCCAGAUGGAGCAGGAAGAUGAAAUGGAGAUAGCAGAGAGAAGAAUUCACCAAGACACCUGUUCGGGUGCGCACCAGGCAUAUAUGAAUGUCUUACCUACAAGAUCUGUUCCCUGUGCUAAACAUCCUACCAUUUUAUACUCUAGGAACUUGAGGUUAUGUUUCCCAUUUGUUUCAGAUUGGGUUGGGGCAUUACCUGCUUUUUGUCAGCAUAUUGUCACCAUGUCUUUUCCAAAACUUUUUCCCACUUUCAAGAAACCCCAUCGAUACCUUGACUCUGCAAAAGCCCUUAGAGAUUCUUCACGUCUUAAGCCAUCUGAGGGAAUUCUUCCUCGGGAAAAAUCUUAUGAAUGUAAAAAGGACGAGAAUGCCUUCCUCAGGAGUUCUAACUUAGCUGGGCACAAGAGACAACAUACAGAAGAGACAUCCCAUGAACGCAGUGACUUGGGGAAAGUCGUAAAUUCAAUCUCACACCUUAAGAAGGAUGAAAAAACUCACUCUAGAGAGAAACCUUUUGCGUGUAAUCAGUGUGGUAAGGUAUUACAGAGCCAUUCAUCCAUUAAGUUGCACAUGAGAAUCCACACUGGAGAAAAACCGUUUAAGUGUGAUCAGUGUGGGAAAGCCUACAGCUCAAGCUCUUACCUUACGCGUCACAAGAGAAUUCAUACCGGGGAGAAGCCCUAUGAGUGCCGUGACUGUGGAAAAACCUUCCGAGAUAGCUCACUUCUCAGACAACACUCAGGGACUCAUUCAGGAGAAAAACCCUACAAAUGUGAUCAAUGCACCAAAACCUUCAGUAGAAGCUAUAGGCUUGCCAUACACCAGAUAACACAUACUGGAGAGAAACCCUAUACGUGCAAUGACUGUGGGAAGACUUUCAGUAUUCUCCCAUAUUUUAAAAGACAUGAGAGAAUCCACACUGGAGAGAAAUCCAUUGAAUGUAGCCAUUGUGGUAAAGCCCUGAGUAGUAAGUCAUCUCUUAAGGUACACCUGCGGAUACAUACUGGAGAGAAACCUUUCAAGUGUGAUCAAUGUGGGAAGGCUUUUAGGCUGAGCUCCAACCUUAUCACGCACAAGAAAAUUCAUACUGGAGAGAAACCCUGUAAGUGCAAUGACUGUGGGAAGGCUUUCAGGGAUCGUUCAUGUCUUAAAGAACAUGUGAGAAUUCACACUGGAGAAAAACCCUUUACAUGUAAUCAGUGUGGAAAAGACUUCAGAGUGAAAUCUUUCCUCAUUUUGCACAAGAAAAUUCACAUGAAAAUGAAACAUGAAUGUAAGGAAUGUGGGAAAACCUUCCGUGGACUCUUAUCUUACAGGAGGCAUAUGAAAAUCCAUACCAGGGACAAGAAACCUUUUAAGUGCAGUGAGUGUGGAAAAGCUUUUAGCAGGCAUGUGUCCCUUACAGUACACAUGAGAACUCACACUGGAGAGAAACCCUACGAGUGUAAUCAUUGUGGAAAAUCCUUUAGUGUAAAGUGUAAUCUCAAUGUGCACAAAAGAAUACAUACUAAAGAAAAACCCUAUAAAUGCAAUGUCUGUGGGCAAGGUUUCAGUAAAUCCUUACCCCUUCAGCGUCAUGAGAGAACUCAUGCUCAAUAAAUCCCCUUUUAAUGACAUCCAUGUAAAGUAGCUUUCAGUGAACUCUCAAUCUUUAAGGCAUACAACCAAAUGCUAAGUGAAAAGAACUGGUUGUGAAGAAUGUGAGAAAGCCUCUAAGUAAUGCAUAUAUGGAAGAAACCUAAGUUAUGCAAUGACUGUGAGAAAUCCUUUAUUCAUUCAUUAUCCCUUAGAAGAUAUGUGAUAACGCUGAAGGGAAAAUGUUUUAAUAUCUUCAAGACUUGUUACUUGGGCUUCCCUGGUGGCGCAGUGGUUGAGA
This is a messenger RNA of Delphinapterus leucas (beluga whale), 2122 nucleotides long. Lineage: Eukaryota; Metazoa; Chordata; Mammalia; Artiodactyla; Monodontidae. The record is from RefSeq and is a predicted model, not a curated record.